GUCAGGCCUUACUGCUUGUUUCAGUGUUUUCUUUCACACUUCUCUGCCAGACUAUUAUAUGCUAGCAAGUAUUCUCUAGUAAGAAAACAAAAAGAAUCGAGCUGAAGAUCAAACAGAAAAGUCAGUGGCAAGUUAUGCUGAUGGCACCGAUCCUAUCGGAGGGGGGAGGAGGGAGGCUGGGCUACAAUGGACGACAACGACUGCCGAGCACCGACAGUGACGACAGCAGCUCAGAUGAUAACGCGGCUGUUGAAGGUCCCGGCGCUCACGAGUAUAAAUUUACAGAGGCCAGUCACUCAAAUAUGGUGUUGAUGGGUUUGAAUGAUCUUCGCAAAUCUGGACAGUUUUGUGACGUCACUUUAUCAGUCGAUGGAGUUAAAUUUCCAGCUCAUCGGAAUGUUUUGAGUUCCUUCAGUCCUUAUUUUAAGGCCAUGUUCCUGAGCAAGUUGGCGGAGUCCAAGCAGAGCGUGGUGGCUCUGAAAGGUAUUGAGGUGGACAUGAUGAGUCUACUGCUGGACUACGCCUACACUAGCUCUCUGGUCAUCACCAGGGCCAAUGUACAGGCGCUGCUAUCUGCUGCUAAUCUGCUGCAGGUCAUCCCUGUCAUCGAGGCAGCAUGUCAGUUCCUUGAGAGGCACAUGGACGCCACCAACUGUCUGGGGAUCCACUGCUUUGCAGAGGCUCACGCUUGUACAGAACUGCAAAAGAAGGCUAAAGACUUUGCUUUACAGAAUUUUUGGGAGGUUUGCCACCAAGAAGAGUUCCUAACACUUACGGCUGCCAAAUUAGUAGAACUGACAAGCAGUGAUGAACUAGAGGUAGAAAAGGAGGAGACUGUGUUCCAGGCUGUAGCUAAAUGGUACAACCACAAACCUGAGGCUAGAAAACCAGAGUUUGCCAAGGUUCUAGAAACAGUCAGACUUCCUUUGCUCAGUCCUUACUUCCUCCAUGACUGUGUAGAGAGCCUUCCGGUCGUUAGACAGAGUCCAGAAUGCUACAGGUAUGUGGAAGAGGCAAAGUUAUACCACCUGCUGCCUGAUAGAAGAGCUGAGCUAACCUCUGAGAGGACCAAACCCCGUAACAGCGCCGACACUAUUGAGGUAAUCGUCGCUGUCGGUGGAGAAGAUGAGAAAGUAGUCCUUCGUUCAGUCGAGUGUUAUUGUGUCAAAACUCGCACUUGGAGAUCGAUGGCGUGUUUGCCUUUUGCAGUCAGCAAGCACGGCCUGGUGGCCAGUGGCAAGAACACAUUGUACCUGGCUGGAGGAGAGUUCCCUGACGGCUCGGCCUCUAGAUCUGUCUGGAGAUACGACCCUGCACUGGACAUGUGGCUGGAGAUGGCCUCAAUGCUUGUGCCACGCUCUGAACUGGGACUAGCGAUGCUGGACGGUUGUGUGUAUGCUGUGGGAGGAUGGGAAGGCUCAUUCAGAUUAGACUCUGUAGAGCGCUAUGACCCUUCCACCAACAGCUGGAACCUCAUAGAACCCAUGAAGAUGGCAGUGACCAGCCCAGCUGUUAUAGCUCAUGAAGGCAUGCUUUAUGUAACAGGAGGUGCAGUGUUGGAGGACGGGGAUGGUAUAGAGCUGGUACAGAGAUAUGACCCCCGCAGUGACACAUGGACUGAGCUGGCCCCCAUGUUGAUACCUAGGAGUGGUGCUGCUAUCUGUGUGCUGGGCUCUAAUAUAUAUGUUGUGGGUGGCUGGCACGCUUCAACAGAAAACACAAACAGGGUAGAGUGCUACGAUGUACUCAAGAACACGUGGUCUUACAAAGCAUCAAUGUGUGAAAGGAGGUAUCGGCCAGGCAUAUCCGUGAUGGACGGGAAGAUCUACGUGCUGGGAGGAGAGGAGGGAUGGGACAGAUACCACAACUCGAUAGAGUGCUACGACCCGACCAAAGACUCGUGGCACAUCUGUGGAGAAAUGAUCACCUCCAGGUCAUGGCUCAGCUGUGUCCCACUACAGGUGAAGAAAUCGAUGCCUCAAAUCCAAGUUGCAGGGAGAGACAAGUCCUGACAGCCGCAAGCCCCUCUCAUAUGGACACUCGUGUGACCCCACAGCGUUCUGUACCCUCCCUUGGAAAUAGUCGAGAAACAAUAAUAUGUCCUGAAAAUAGUGUAAAAGGCUGUUAAGUUAUUAUAAGAUACCGUUGUUGAGACUUGACUGUUGUGAAAUAAGAAUUAAAUUUUGUUAUGGUUUUGAGAGAUUUUUAUAUAAUUAAUUUGUGUAAUUAUUUGUUUGGUUUUUCAGAGUAGCCUAAUACCAUAGUUUAAAAAAAUAAUCGUAUCCUAUUUAACACUUGAUUGAAAUCUCUGAUAGCAAUAUGACGAUGUUUAAAAACUUUGUUGUCAUUGUUGUAAAAUAUAAAUUAAAAUUUUAACGAGUUUGAGAUUUUUAUAUGAUAAAUUUGUGAAAUUAUUUGUUUAUGUAAGAUUAGUACCAUAGUUUGAAAAUAUAAUCGUAUCUGCUAAAACAUGAUUGAAAUUGCUAAAAAGCAAAGUGUUCCCAACUUAAUGCUACGGCGUCGCUCACUGCAACAAUGUAAAUUACAUGUUUCUUCUUAAUGAUUUACUAUUUAAGAUGGCAAUUAUUUGAAUUAUAAGUUUACAAGGGGACCGUGCGCAAAUUGCACAGUUAAAGGGGAACAAAAACUUGUUUCCGAGGCAAAAUGAAUCCAGUGCAAUACCCAUAUUUACCUUUUCAAGAUUACAGUUAUUAGGUGGAUAGAACUACUAACUUACAAAUUUUUUUUUAAAUUUUAGAUCUGCACUAUAAAGAGUGAUUUGCCUACCUCAAUCACGUCACAGUUAUCCAAAAGUGGCCUAUUUAAAAUACAUUUUUAAUACUCUACACAUGAAAGUACACUUUCUAAACGUAAAACGAGCUAAGAAAAUAGGUUAUCCCCGCUACUGCAUGGCAAAAUUACAUAAUGUUAACUUUCUGUGCAUUUGUGGUGCACGGAAAGUAACCGUUAUGGGAUUUUGCGGUGCAGACCGAUCAGCUUUGUUUUGUACCUCCACAUAAGCACGGAAACUCAGCGUUAGGAGUUCGGUUUCUUUUUCUUGAUACUAAGUUGAAUAGACAAAAAUAUUCAUGUUGUUUACAAGUUUUUUGAUAUCGUAAUGAAAAAUAAUGUUCAAUACUUGCCUCAAAAGAGUCAUUGCCGGGCUCAAUAGCUUUUUCAACCUCUCCCCGCAGUAAGUUACUUUCGAGACUAGUAAUGAAAAAUACUAUUUCAUGUGCUAUUUUGUCUCUUGUUAACAAUUGGAAAGUGGUUAAACAUUCAACUAAAAAAAUAGCAGCUGUUCAAUUACGAUUCACAUUUAAACUGUUAUAAAGAAAGUUGGUCAGCAUAACUGAAUCUUUGAAAAUGGACUCAAGAAAUAAAUUUAAAGUGAUGGGGCAAAGUCCUAAAGGAAAUUACUAUUUUAAUUACCAUUCCCUGGUGCGCUAGACCAUAAGCUUAACAACAACACCUCAAUUGUAGAAUUCAGUUUAGUAGGACGGCCAACAAAAAAGAGAUAUAUCAGAGAACCCCUUUAUUGUAUUAAGUAUAUAGAUAGAUUAGAUUACACAAUAAUAAUGUUUCUUAGUUAUACCUUCUAAAACUCUCAGUUGUCAAUUAAAUAUUGAUAAUUAAAAUAUUUUUUAUAUUUAUAUACUUCAAAAGUCUAAGAGUUCUUGAGCCUUUUUAUACUAAGAUAAUGUAAUUGAUUCUCGAUUAUCUCCAAGUAUGACUGUUGUUCACUUUUUUGUUCCUUUGAAAAAGCAUUUUAUUUACCCUUAACAGUAUUGACUACUGAACUGUAUGUUAUAAUUUUCAAAUUUUAUCAUUGUGUUGUAUUAUUUUGAUGUUUAGUUUGUGAUUGUAUAUUUUGUAUAUUAUAAGUCUGGUAGAUGGAUGAAGAAAAUUGUUGUAUAUUAAACCUGUUUAUAAGUUGAUGCUCUUAAUUUAUUGCAAAGAUGACAUAAUUUGAUCAGCCAUACUGAUACUUUUGCAUAAUAAAAGUGAUCAUUUUCUCAAAA
Messenger RNA from Macrosteles quadrilineatus (aster leafhopper), 4022 nucleotides. Its product is annotated as kelch-like protein 12. Bases 135 to 2012 code for a protein of 625 amino acids. The transcript has 16 exons. Gene Ontology annotation, molecular function: protein binding. Lineage: Eukaryota; Metazoa; Arthropoda; Insecta; Hemiptera; Cicadellidae. The record is from RefSeq and is a predicted model, not a curated record.